This is a messenger RNA of Diuraphis noxia (Russian wheat aphid), 995 nucleotides long. RefSeq lists its product as uncharacterized. Gene Ontology annotation, biological process: mRNA export from nucleus; positive regulation of DNA-templated transcription. Gene Ontology annotation, cellular component: nuclear pore; SAGA complex. The record is from RefSeq and is a predicted model, not a curated record. Gene Ontology annotation, molecular function: transcription coactivator activity. NCBI's taxonomy places the organism in Eukaryota, Metazoa, Arthropoda, Insecta, Hemiptera, Aphididae.
UUUUUAUUUUUAUAGGUCUAUGGUCUAUGGAUACCAUCAAGAUAGUUGAUCAGAAUUGAUAAGUGGUUCUGUGAUAAGUGAUAAAUGUUAUCUUUUGAUAAUAUCCACAGAUAUAUAAAAUAUAAAAAUACAAAUAACAUUGCAGACUGCUGCAGAGUAGAAACUAUAGAAGUUCUUUAUGAUCUUAGCUAACUGCUAAUACAAAUUUCUAAUACUUUCUCAUUUUGACUUGAAGUAUUGAACUAUAAAAGUUGAAGACCAUGAUCCAUUAAACCCAACUAUACUAAUCACUAAUUACUACUAUUUGGUUUUAAAAAAGUGUUAUUAUUUUAAACGUGAAUAUUUAUCAUUAAUUGUCAAAGCCUCGGUAUGUACUGUGUGUCUAUUGUCUAUUAAGGUUCUAUGACCAAAAAUACUUGUUCCUCGUCGAAUUACUUCGUCAUAUCGAUCACAUUUAUAAAUAUGUGUAAUCGGUCUACAACUAUUGAUCAAAUUGUUAAAGACCGGUUAUGUAUACGACUAAUUGAAACCAAGUGGGUCGACAAAGUAGAAAAAUUAAUUUAUGCUGUACUCAAAAAACGAAAUAAAAAGGAUCAAGAUUUAACUACUGUUAAAUUUGAAGAAUUGUACCAAGAAGUUUCUGCAAAGGCUCGUGAUGCAUUACCUAUCGAAAUGGAAACCGAGUUACAUGAAAAAAUGGAAGACUUUCUAUCAUCAAAUAUUGAUGGAAGUGAUAACCCUUAUACUAUGAAUUUAUCGGCGUCUAAUUCUUCCUGUGCAUUAAAUGUUGAUACACAUUCUGAUAAUUCCUCUCAUAUGUUAAUUGAUUCCUUUGAUAGUAAUUUAGACGUUACUACUAAUGGAUAAACAAAAAAUUAUUAAUAUUCGUAUUCACUGAUUAAAGUUAUUGGAUGUAAAUUGUACAGUAGGUAAUUUUAAAAUGUCAAGUUUCUAAUUAAUGUUUUGUAUCAUAUCCCUAACAUUUUGAAAAAUCA